UCUGUUUUCAAGAUGGGGGAAGUAUCCUUCAAGUAUACUCAUUUGUAAUCACAAAUUGGGUUUGUUAAUUGAAGUUCUUGAGGUUUAACAGUGAAACUAAAGUUUUGAAGACAUCAUUCAAGUAAUAGUGGUAAUGAAGAUUGGAAGGAAGUUGGGUUUGAUACAUUUUGAAGAUGUUCCAAGUCUUGAAGAGUUUCAAGUCAUCUUUAAACUGACACUUGCAAGGUUAGCAGGCAGGUGCUUGCAUUUUUGUGCUUAUGAUGACCCUCCAUGUCAGCAGGGGGUUAUUUUGAAAACAAAGGAUACUGGUAUGAAUGGUACCAUUAGAUUUUUUUCUGUUGCCUUGUGUUGACAAGUCUUUCAUAAUUCUGCAUGCAGGGAACCUCGAGGUUUCGGUUUUGUGCAGUAUGUUGAUCCUCAAGAUGCUACAGAGGCCAAAUAUGGGAUGGAUGGUCAGGUUCUUCUUGGCAGGGAGUUGACUGUUGUCUUUGCAGAGGAGAACAGGAAGAAACCAGUUGAAAUGAGGCAAAGGGAGAGAACGAGGGGUGGUCGUUUUCGUGAUCGAAGAAGGUCUCCUCCUCGCUACUACUCUCGUUCGCCCGGAUAUUCUCGUUCUCCACCUCCACGGCGUGGGAGAUCUAGGUCAAGAAGUCGCGAGUACUACUCCCCUCCUAGGAGGAGUUAUCACUCAAGAUCAAUUUCCCCACAAGAGCAAAGGUAUAGUCGAGAGAGAUCAUAUUCACGUUCUCCCCCACCAUAUAAUGGGUCAAGAAGCCGCAGCCGAACUCCAGAUAGGGGCCCAAUCCGCAGCAGAAGCCAAAGCCCAAGGCGAAGCCGAAGCAGGAGCCAGAGCCCGAGGCAUAUCCGAAGCCCAAGCAGAAGCAGAAGCCAGAGCCUGCAUCGUGAGGAUUAUCCUAGGGAUCUCAAUGGAGAAAGGUCUCCCAGUCACUGAAUGAUAUGCCACCAUUCUUGGUCUGUAGUCUUAAUGUCUCUGAAGAUACUGUAUUGUCUGGGUGGAUUUUGCAGCGGCAGCAGGGGGUCAAUGUUUGUAUUAAACUUUAUUAGGAUGCUUUCGGGGGUAUUGCAGUAGGAACCCUAACCGUAUCUGAAGAUUUCAAGUUAAUUCUUCCCAUGGCAUUGCUUUAUCUGACAUUAAAGUCUAUUGAUUUAGAUUUACAGACUGCGUUAGUGCUAUAUUUUUUGUGUGGGAUUGAGUUAGUUGUGUAGUAAUAUAUGAACUCAGAGUCUGUUCCACAGGAUUUGAGGGUUUAGGACGCUUUCUCGUAUGUGACAGAGGAAGGUGCUAAAAGGAUCGACUUUUGACAUUUGAGAUCCACUGCAUUUGCACUUUACAACUAAGCUGUGCUUUAGUGCUUAGUCUUUCCAACGCGGUUUUCAUCAGUCAA
Messenger RNA from Rubroshorea leprosula, 1406 nucleotides. The record is from the annotation of a GenBank genome assembly. NCBI's taxonomy places the organism in Eukaryota, Viridiplantae, Streptophyta, Magnoliopsida, Malvales, Dipterocarpaceae.